AUGCAAUCAGAGUUGCGCAAAUUAGAACAUAUUAUUUCCCACUUUUAUUCGAAGAGCUUGCACGUCAUUGUAGGUUCGAGGGUUCCUUCGCUUUACUCGCUUGAUAGUUGUGAUCUGCCAACGAGUUCUAGCGCCAACGAGAUUGACAAAUGGUUUAACUUGUUAUUAGGUAAUCAACCCGCCGCUCUAGAUAACUUCAACUUCUGGCGCGGAACUUCAAUGGAUCCGAUGAUAAUUGACAUUGUCAUAGUUCGGAAUGCGACUAAGACUGUGAUAGAGCGGUGGGUUGUUGAGUAUGAGCGCCGGCGAUUACUGGCUCCUCGAACUGGGGACAUUCCUAGCGACUACAAGAAGGCAUACCAGAAGUCAAUAGUCCUGUUCCGAUCGCUUUAUUCUCGAAUGAGGCUUCUCCCAGCACAUACAAUAUUUAGACGACGAAGUUCAUCAAGUCAUACUUGUAAUUUUGAUAUUACUUCCGAGGUGUCUUCGUUUACUAAUCCGUUUUCACGGACUGAGGAGGACAUGAUGGAAGAAUACAGUUUCACAGCCAUUGAGGCUUUUCCAGGACGCUUUUGUAUAUCCGUGACCUACCGUAGCACAUUGUCUAAUUUGAAUCUUGAGUUCUCAACUCCAUCGCCACCAAAACUAAUCAAGGAUUAUGUCGGAAGCCCUAAUGCCAGCCCUCUGAUGUCAUUGCCUUCUGUGGCUGUUGAACUUCAUCUUCGUAGCUGGACAAGCGCGUUCCGCAAGGCCGCACCUCUUGUGCAGAAGCAAACCAUUGUUGGAUCCCCACCAAUAUGUCGUCCUUGUCGCAGGACAAGUGAUUUUCCAACUGAUGAUUCUGGUAACAAGAUUCCCAACUAUCCAAAUCUAACUCAACAAAGGCGUACAAGUUAUGGUGAGCAUCGACCUUGUACAUUCUUACCAUCACCAUCUCCGUCUUCUUCUCUAUCCCCACGUCCAUUCUUUAGUGACAAUCCAAUGCAAACUCAAUUGCCUUUAGCAACUGUCCCUGCAGCUAUUCCCCUUUCAGGAAUGGGCAAAGGCUCUAGAAAUUUCUCUCCUGAUUUUUCAGAUUCUAGUGGAAAUUCACUGCCUCUUUUAUCCCCUAGAAGCACCAAGAAUGAUAAUUCGUUACAUAAGUCUUCGUCUCGCAUCAGGUCAUCAACGAAAAUAGAGGCUCACCGGGCUGGAGGUGUACAUUCUAGGACAGUAAAUUCUGGCGUUCGAAAGAUUGUCAGAGACAACAAGGAUGAUUCACGGCGGUUCUCUGGGUCAUUACCUUCUAGACGCUCACUAUGCAUUGGACUUUCUAGAAGCUCCAGUAAAUUAUCUUUUCAGGAUGACUUUGAUGAUUGGGAUGUCUCUUAUCCUUUCCAUGUUGAUGAUGUCGAUAUGCUAGGUUUUCAGCCCAGUCAGAAUGUGGAUGAUGAUAAUACUUCAGAAAUCACAUCAAAAGCACUGCCUAUGGGCAGAAAAUCCCAAGAUGCAGCUAUUGGUGCUCUUCUAUGCAAGCUUAGAGCAGCACCUCCUCUGCCGCAAGAUCCAAGUUGUGUUCCAUCCCAGUCUCUCAAAACUGAAACUGAGGAAGAUAUUGCUACUGGUGCUGGAGUCUUUGGGCGUCGAAAGAUGGCUGAUGCACUAGAAGAGCUCAGGAGCUACAGAAAAAUUAGAGACCACCUGCUUUCUGAGAGCGAGAUUGGUGGCAUGAGCAAAUAUGAAGAUUAAGCGGCCUGCUGCCAUAUUGGGAAUCACAAUUGUACAUAACAAGAACUCAUUGUAUAUAUAAUCUCACAAAAUUCUAGCAGAUUUACGUACAUAUCCUGAUUGGAUGUUGGAUACUAACUCCAUUAACCAGAAUGGUAAUAAGCUACUAGCAUGUUCAUUUCCAUGGACAUCAUCAGGACAUUGUAGCUUUAGAUGAAAGACCUUACUUCCCUAGGCUGGAUAACCGAGGCAACGUGGGU
Prosopis cineraria is the source of this 1967-nucleotide messenger RNA. Its product is annotated as autophagy-related protein 13a-like. NCBI's taxonomy places the organism in Eukaryota, Viridiplantae, Streptophyta, Magnoliopsida, Fabales, Fabaceae. Gene Ontology annotation, biological process: piecemeal microautophagy of the nucleus; mitophagy; protein localization to phagophore assembly site. The transcript is spliced from 3 exons. The coding region runs from base 1 to 1728 and encodes 575 amino acids. Gene Ontology annotation, cellular component: extrinsic component of membrane; cytosol; Atg1/ULK1 kinase complex. The record is from RefSeq and is a predicted model, not a curated record.